AUGUCGAGGAAGAGUGAUGAUGAUAAGUCUAAGUGGGACCAGAUCAUGGAAAGUGUUGACAUGGUGUUCGACAGGAUGAACGACAUCACCACUGCUCAGCAGAGCCUCAGCCAACAGGUCCAAGCAAGCCUGCAGAAGGUCACCCAAGUGGCAGAACAGCAAAACAUUAUGUCCCAGCAAAUCCGUGCCAAUGGUCAGGCUGUCGCCAAUCUCACACUGAGACACAUGGAGAAAGAAGAUCAGUACUUGAGUGAUACUUCCACAUCAAUAGUUGAUGAAGAAGAGCCUGAUUUGCACAAUGUGUUUGCGAAAGGCAAGAAACCCAUGAAAGUCUCCAUGUCAAAGAGCCAUAAAGACCAUCCUCCCAAUCCUAACAGAGAAUCUGUUCCCAGAAAUUCUCUUCCAAAGAUCCAAUUUCCCACAUUUGAGGGGGACAAUCCACAAAUUUGGUUUGACAAUUGUGAAAAUUAUUUCAGCAUGUACUCUCUGCCAGAACAGCUAUGGGUAACAGCUUCUGCAAUGCAUCUUCGAGACAAUGCAGCAAAAUGGUGGCAGGCCUACAAGCAGACACACAGAAAGCUCAGCUGGAAACAAUUCUGUGAGGCUGUCUACAAUGAAUUUGGCUCAGAUGAUUACAGAACUGCUGUCACUGAUAUCUUAAGUUUGAAGCAAACCAGCACGGUUGCAGAAUAUACAACCCAGUUCCAGGCUCUCAAAUUUGAUGUCUCCAUGAAUGGAUCCAAUGUAGAUGAGCAGUUCUUUACCACUACUUACAUCAAUGGCCUCAAAGAAGACAUUCGUGCUAUGGUAGAGCCUCACACCCCAUCCACAGUCAAGCAAGCUGCCACCAUUGCCAAAAUCCAUGAGGGUCAUCUGGACAGAACAAAGACAAGAAACCAGCGCCAGCAACAGUAUACAAAACCACCCUAUCAAAAACCUGAUUCCAAACCAACUCACACAUAUGGCAAUUUGUGGAGGGACAAGCAACUCAGGGAUUACAGGAAAGCAAACAAUCUAUGCUUCUCCUGUGGGGAAAAAUUUGAACCAGGGCAUGCAGAAGUUUGCACAAAGAGAGCCAAACCCCAUGUCAAUGCCAUGGUCAUCAAUGACUUGGAUAAGGAAUUGGAUGAAGACCUUCUAAAUGAGAUAGCCAUUGAAGAGCUCCUCAAUGAGGACUUUUGCCAACUGUCUUUGAAUGCAUUAGCUGGCACAGUGGCACAAAACUGCAUUCAGUUACAUACAACAGUGAAGAACAAGACCAUGCUCACACUGCUAGAUACUGGAAGCUCUCAUAGUUUUGUGAGUGCUCACUUUGUCCACAUGGCCCAACUUCCAACUGUCCCUAUACCACAUCAGAAAGUCAAGCUGGCCAAUGGGGAGUUGAUGACAACAACAGCUAAGGUACAAGACUUAACAUGGUACAUUCAGGGUCACACUUUCACUUUCAGCAUGAUUGUUUUGGACCUCCUUCCUUAUGAUGCAAUCUUGGGCUAUGAUUGGUUAGUCAGUAACAGCCCCAUGGAAUGUGACUGGGCAACUAAAAGUCUAACAUUUCAACACCAAGGCAAAUCAGUCACCAUCAAGGGCAUGCCUACACAACCACUGCAAGUUCAUAGCAUGACAGCCAAGCAAGUCUACAAAUCCACAAAGGCCAAUGACAUCUGGGCCUAUGUGUUCCUGGACACUGCCACAGAAACAACUUUCCCUCCUACAGCAGUACCCACAGUUGCCAAUGAGGAUAUCCAACUCCUACUCCACCAAUAUGCUGAUGUCUUUACAGACCCCCAAACAUUACCUCCACAACGCAGCUAUGAUCAUACUAUUCCCCUGGUUCCUGAUGCAGUACCCUUUAACUCCAGACCAUAUCAUUAUUCACCCCAGCACAAAACAGAGAUCGAAAAACAAGUCAAAUACCUCCUCGAACAUGGCCUCAUCACCCACAGCAACAGCCCCUUUGCAUCCCCUGUGCUGUUGGUCAAGAAAAAGGAUGGUAGUUGGCGCUUCUGUGUGGACUACAGAAAAUUGAAUGCCUUGACAGUAAAAAACAAAUUUCCUCUUCCCAUCAUUGAAGAGAUUUUGGAUGAACUCCAAGGAUCCAGGAUAUUCACAAAGCUGGACAUGAAAUCUGGCUAUCACCAAGUCAGAAUGCUGCCUGCAGAUGAGCACAAAACAGCAUUCAAGACUCACCAUGGCCAUUAUCAAUUCAAAGUGAUGCCAUUUGGGUUAACAAAUGCACCAGCAACUUUUCAAUGCAUCAUGAACCAAGUCUUACAACCCUUCCUACGGCAGUUUGUGUUGGUAUUUCUAGAUGAUAUCCUCAUUUACAGCAAGACCAUGGCAGAUCAUAUCCAGCAUUUGCAAGAAGUUCUGGAAAUUCUACGAGCCAAUCAACUAUACUUGAAAGCCAGCAAGUGCUCUUUUGGCCAAAACAGUCUGGAGUAUUUGGGUCACAUCAUCUCUGCUCAAGGAGUUGCAACUGAUCCAACAAAAACCCAAGCUAUGAUACAGUGGCCUGUCCCUACCACUUUCACUGAACUGAGGGCCUUCUUGGGACUCACUGGCUACUAUAGAAAGUUUGUCAAACACUAUGGCAUCAUUGCUAAACCACUCACAGCCAUACUCAGACACAAGGAAUUCAUGUGGUCUGACCAAGCUCAACAAGCAUUCCAAACACUGAAACAGGCCAUGACCUCCACUCCUGUUCUUGCUCUACCAGAUUUCCAAGCUCAGUUUACAGUGGAAACAGAUGCCUGUUUUGAUGGAGUGGGAGCAGUACUAAUGCAACAGGGUCAACCCAUAGCCUACUUAAGUAAGGCCUUAUCCUCAAAGCAUCAGCACCUAUCCAUCUAUGAGAACGAAUUCUUGGCUUUGAUCCUAGCUGUGGACAAAUGGAGACACUACCUACAGCGCCAGGAGUUCAUCAUCUUAACUGAUCACAAGUCAUUGGCCUACCUCGCUGAGCAAACACUACACUCUGAAAUGCAAAAGAAAGCAAUGACUAGAUUGAUGGGCCUGCAAUUCAAAAUCAAGUAUCGCAAAGGCAAGGAAAACCUGGCUGCUGAUGCCCUCUCUAGGGUGGCCCACAUGUUGGCAGUUCAAACAGUGACCAAGGUCCAGCCACAGUGGAUUCAAGAGGUACUGAAUUCAUAUACUACUGACCCUCAUGCACAAAAGCUCAUCAGCCAACUCUCCAUCACUAGUCCUGAUGCUAAUGUGUUUUCUUCUUUGCCUGUUCUGACCGACCUGGAAGCUACAGCGACGGUCCCUGAUCAGGUACUGGAGCGGCGCCUCGUCAAGAAAGGCAACACGGCAAUCACUCAAGUCUUGGUCACCUGGACAGGACUUCCAAAAGACACAGCCACAUGGGAGGACUACUACGUCGUCAAGAACAGGUUUCCAGCUGCACCUGCUUGGGGACAAGCAGCUUCUCCGACCGGGGGAGAUGUCACGGCACGCACAUGA
Sorghum bicolor (sorghum) is the source of this 3462-nucleotide messenger RNA. RefSeq lists its product as uncharacterized. The record is from RefSeq and is a predicted model, not a curated record. Lineage: Eukaryota; Viridiplantae; Streptophyta; Magnoliopsida; Poales; Poaceae. The coding region runs from base 1 to 3462 and encodes 1153 amino acids. The transcript has 2 exons.